UAUAGCGUACGAGGGCAGCCAGCCUUCAGUUGCACUUUCGAGCUUCACGCGCGCGAUUCAGCUUUUCGGCGGUUCUUAGCUGCGGAAUCAGGGUUUACCGAAAUCGACCAGUUACGUGUUGUGGGUGCUUGUUCUCAUCGCGUGGUGAUCGGUCGAUUUGAAUUUGGAACUGUUUUGUCUGGUGGCGCGUGAGCGAUUCGCCGAGUAAAUAUCUAGUAGAGUGUUGCGCACCGUGAUUUAUUCGGUCUAGCUGCCCUGAAUUUACAAUUCGGUUGCGCUUGUCAGACAAUUCUAGAAAAGGUAGCCGCGCCGACCUGAGUGUUUUGAAUGAAUUGAAUGUGAAAAUUGCAAUCGUAAUUGGAUGCACUUUAAGUUGCCCGCCCUUGGGGUGAAGUUAAGUGGAAGUGCUGUGUGGGGUACCUGAUCGUCGAUUUUUCUGAUCCAGCUUGCCGGUCUCCGGGAAAAAAAACAUUGGCUGAAGAAUUGUGGAAGAGUGCAGUGUAGUGAUCUCGAAGCAGGGCACUUGAGAAGGUCGUUCAGAGGAUUCUUUUCCUGGCCAAAAUUCAGUUAAAAAAACAGUGAUAAUUGCCAGCAAUCGAUUGUUGUAAGCCGGUCGAAAGUCAAUCGCCAGACGAAAAAAAAAAUCUACCAAAUACAGAGCUUUUAUAAGCGCCAUCAUCAUUAGCAUCAGCUGAUCGAAACUGAAGUGAAAAAUGCGGAAGCUGUGGAUUUUGGUUGCCAGUGCCCUGUUGGCGUUUGCCAAUUUCGUCAAAUCCCAAGAGACGGCGCGCAAUUUGUACAGUUCAAGAUAUGACAACCUGGACAUCGACACCAUUCUAGGCAGCACCCGUCUGGUCAACAACUACGUCGAUUGUCUCCUGAGUCGAAAACCGUGCCCACCAGAAGGCAAAGAUCUGAAACGAAUUCUACCGGAAGCAUUGCGAACCAAGUGUGGCCGCUGCUCGACGACCCAGAAAGAGAACGCGCUGAAGAUCAUCAGCACCCUGUACCUCAACUACCCGGACCAGUACCAGUCGCUACGGGAACGCUGGGAUCCGACCGGUGAAUACAAUCGCCGCUUCGAGGAGUACCUCCGGGAGCUGCAGUUCAAUCAAAUCGGUAGCAAUGGCAAUGGCGAUCGUCCGGUAAGAAACGACUUUGACCGGGAUCAGUCCCAGAUCCUACUGCAAACGCUGAUCUUGUCCUCGACGAGUCCCGCCACACUCCUGGCACCGAACAACAAUGUGUCCCCCACACCCAACACGAUCCCGAGUGGUCGUCCCGAUCAGCAGCAACGUCCCCAAGAAUUGGCCUCCUCGUCAGCACAGUUAACACUACCGGUAGCACCCGUUACACUUACCUCUACCACUACUACUACUACUACUGCAAGAACCACUACCAGUAGUACUACUUCUAGUACCACAACUACUACUACAACUAGCAUAGCUCCUCCUACCACUUCUACUACCAUUCUUACCACUUCUACUACUACUACUGCUCAGGGAUCUUCGAGUAGCUCUACUGUCCCAAGUAGCACUACGGUAUCCGAAAUUGGUGGUUCUGGUUCUGGUGGCCCCCCCUCGGAUAAUAACCCUGGUAGUAGAAGUCCUGGAGGAGAAUCACAACAAACGGAAGCGAACUUCAACCCAAUCGCCGCUGCCGGUUCUGAACCGAACGUCCCUAACAAUACUUCACCGCCGCCGGCCACAAACCCUACUUCGACGUCCUUGUCGGUGGCCAUAGACUCGGUUUCAACCGAGUCGACCAUCAACCUGGGCAAUCGAUUCGGCUUCGAUAACGAAGAUGGUGGUAUCCCAAUGGCAAUGGCACCGGGAGCUUCGGGACAACGGCCAGGAAUCACUCCGAGUACGGCGCGGCCCACGACAACUGCGGCUGCGGUCACGGCCAGAAUGACGACGAGGACGACGACGACGACGACCACAACCCGACGUCCAGCGCCGGCGAUGACCAGGCCUCCACAGACUACUUCGAGCAGGCAAACCACAACCACUGCUCCGAGAACGACGACGACACGUUUUAUUCCACAGCCUCAGCUGGCUCCACAAGUACCAUCGAUUCCGGUGGCACUUCCCUCAGGAACGGUCAACAAUUCCCCAAUUCAGACGCGAACCGGCUAUUCCGGUUCUGGAUGUAGUGAUUGUUGAACAGCAGCAACCGCAAUUCCAAGCACCGGCACCGCACGUCAACCGAUUCUCCAACAGCAGCCAGCACAACAACAGCCACAAUUCGAAACAAACACCCCGAAUAAUCUGAUCGAUAACUUUUUCAUUCCUCCCGGGCAGGGCGUCGGACCGAUUGGCGGCGGAAACGUGAAACCGGAGCCCG
Uranotaenia lowii is the source of this 2346-nucleotide messenger RNA. Its product is annotated as integumentary mucin C.1-like. The record is from RefSeq and is a predicted model, not a curated record. NCBI's taxonomy places the organism in Eukaryota, Metazoa, Arthropoda, Insecta, Diptera, Culicidae. The transcript has 6 exons. The coding region runs from base 714 to 2165 and encodes 483 amino acids.